Messenger RNA from Acanthoscelides obtectus, 492 nucleotides. Lineage: Eukaryota; Metazoa; Arthropoda; Insecta; Coleoptera; Chrysomelidae. The record is from the annotation of a GenBank genome assembly.
AUGCUCUUGAAGAACGUCCUGGCGACUAUAGACAUGGACAUCAUCGGGUCGUUCCUCAACGUCAUGCAAGAUCUGGUGACAGUCCCUAGAGUCACGUCUCUGUACAAGAACGGUCCAGAGCCUUUCUGUGGCGUGGCGUUAAGGCGCAUCACCCAAUCCAUAAGAAAUUGGACUAAGAAAACGUCCCAAGAAUGGUGGAACAGUCAGUCACAUCAAAGACAGGCAAAAGAGUUUAUUCAAGAGCGAAAACCUGCAUUUACAGAGGUCCUACUUGGAUUUAAUAGGAAGGUUAUAAGGGCUAUGGAAGCAAAAGGUGUGCUAGGAAAAGAUGGUAAAAAUAGAAUCACUGACUAUUUUAUACAGGGCUUUAUACAAGUUAUACGUUUUACAACUUCCUCAAUCUUGAGAUAUCCAAAAGAUAAGAAUUCAUUCAUACCAAUUCCAUCAACGCUUCAGGUGUUUAGGUACGUUGUACCACAAAGUCAAAUAUGA